Molecule: messenger RNA, 1091 nt
Organism: Drosophila erecta
Lineage: Eukaryota; Metazoa; Arthropoda; Insecta; Diptera; Drosophilidae
Exons: 4
Coding region: 660-1091 (143 amino acids)
Source: RefSeq, a predicted model, not a curated record
ACAGAGCCAGAAAAAGCAAGCUCAAUGUUCAGUUUGUUUCAGUUAACUCGCGGAGAAACUUCGUCGGGGCAAGAGCUUAAACUUUAAAGAAAAGUGAAAAGUCGUGUUGCUUGUUGGCUUGUUUUGGUUUUUCGGGCUAAGUGUCAAUGUGCUAAUGAGAUAGAUUGGAUGAUGUGCCGCAUUCGAAACACCCAUUUUAUUCUUCUCCAAUUGCAUACUGUUUUAUACAUAGCACAAUGCUAUUAACUGUUAUGAUUAAAUAUUUGCAUUUUGAAAUAUAUUAAAAUGGGAGUUUAAAAGUUCGUUUACUCUGGUGAAAGUGUGCUAACGGUUUUGUAUGCCUUCAAAUACUGCCGUGACGAAACACAGUCUCAGCAAUAGCAAUACUGCUGGGCCUCAGAAAACUUAUCUCACUGCAAGUCAUAUGCAUAGGGUAUUAAGUGCAACACAAUAUAUUUAAAAAUUAACAUGCGGCUUUAAUGAUUUGAGUAUUUGUGUACGUAAAGCGUGUUCUACUAUUCAUAAACUUUUGACUCCCUUUAUACACCUAGUACGAAUAACCCGAAUAAAAGAAUAAAGGAAAAGAUUUUGGAUUAUGAUUCCAUAUAAUUUUAUGAAAUUAUACAAUAACUGCAAUCGAUUCGGUAAAAGAUAUUUAGAUGAAAUGUAAUUUUUACGUUCUGCGCCGAUGUUUCAACAUGCUUUCAAAAAUUGCAUUGUUUCUUAUUAUCUGGAGUUGCGGCACAUUGGCUGCGGACAUCCUAAUGGCUACACAAGGCGGAACGAAGUCACACAAGAUACCAUUCUGGGAGUUAGCUAAGGGAUUAAUAUCCAGAGGACACAAUAUUACCUUUCUAAGUGGAUUUCCUGCUGAUUUCAACAUUGAAGGACUGCAUGAGAUAACACCAGCCGGCCUAGUUGAAUAUAUCCACAACUAUACCAAUUGGGAUCUUUUGGGCUCACGAAUGGCUGGAGAAAUGCCCAUUAAGCCCUGGGAUGGCCUGCGAUACGCUUUUGAAGUAAGUUCGAAAUUUAAACUGAUUUUAGAGUAUCAGGAAUAUAAAGAAGUGAAUCGACCCUUUGCAAAAUGA